Messenger RNA from Perognathus longimembris pacificus (Pacific pocket mouse), 3926 nucleotides. RefSeq names its product NPHS1 adhesion molecule, nephrin (gene Nphs1). Gene Ontology annotation, cellular component: cell-cell junction. The record is from RefSeq and is a predicted model, not a curated record. The coding region runs from base 1 to 3717 and encodes 1238 amino acids. Lineage: Eukaryota; Metazoa; Chordata; Mammalia; Rodentia; Heteromyidae. The transcript has 29 exons. Gene Ontology annotation, molecular function: cell adhesion molecule binding. Gene Ontology annotation, biological process: cell-cell adhesion.
AUGGGGUCCACUGUGAGGACCCCCAUCUGGGCUCCCCUGAUGCUCAUGGGGCUGAUAACCACAGGCCUCGCCGGGUCACCCAUGCCAGCUGCAGCUCGUCGUGGCUUUUGGGACCUGGCUGAAAACCUGACGGCUGUGGAGGGGACCGCAGUGGAGCUGCGGUGCGGGGUCACAGCUCCGGGGAGUGUUGUACAAUGGGCCAAGGAUGGGCUACUUCUGGGCCCUGACCCCCGGAUCCCAGGCUUUCCAAGGUACCGCCUGGAAGGAGAUCCAAGCAGAGGUGAAUUCCACCUCCACAUGGAUGCCUGCGAGCUCAGUGAUGAUGCAGAAUAUGAGUGCCAGGUUGGCCGUUCAGAGCUGGGCCCUGAGCUCGUGUCUCCUAAAGUGUUCCUCUCGGUUCUGGUCCCCCCCAAGAUGCUCCAGCUAACCCCUGAGGCAGGAAGCACAGUCACCUGGGUAGCCGGAGAGGAGUAUAUGGUAACCUGUGUGUCUGGGGAUGCAAAACCAGCACCAGACAUCACCUUCUUCCAGAGCAAACAAGCACUAUCUGAUGUCUCUUCUAACGUGAACGAGGGGUCCCAGGAGAAGCUCUUCAUCACAGAGGCCACAGCGAGGGUGACCCCCCAGAGCUCCGAUAAUGGGCAGUUCCUUGUCUGUGAAGCAUCCACCCCGGCUCUGGUCACCCCCAUCCAGGUCUCCUUCACCAUGAAUGUUCUGUUCCCCCCAGGACCUCCUGCCAUCGAGUGGCCAGGCCUGGACAAGGGGCACGUGCGGGCAGGACAGAAUCUGGAGCUGCCCUGCGUGGCCCGAGGGGGAAACCCACUGGCCACCAUACAGUGGCUAAAGAAUGGCCAGCCGAUGGCCACAGCCUGGGGCACGGAGCACGCCCAGGCGGUGGCCCGAAGCAUCCUGGUGAUGAAGGUGCGGCCAGAAGACCACGGAGUGCGACUCAGCUGCCAGGUCUAUAACAGCGUAUCCCCAGGGACUCAGGAGCAAAGCAUCACCCUGCAGGUCACCUUUCCUCCUAGCGCCAUAACCAUCCUGGGGUCUGCAUCACAGUCGGAGAACAAAAACGUGACUCUCUGCUGUGUCACCAAGUCCAGUCGCCCACGGGUCCUGCUGCGCUGGUGGCUGGGAGGCCGGCAGCUGCUGCCCACCGAGGAGACAGUGAUGGAUGGCCUGCACGGUGGCCACAUCUCCAUGUCCAAUCUGACAUUCCUGGUGCAGCGGGACGACAACGGCCUGAGUCUCACCUGCGAGGCCUUCAGCGAUGCCUUCAGCAAAGAGACCUUCAAGAAGACGCUCACGCUGAAUGUAAAAUAUCCUGCCCAGAAACUGUGGAUUGAGGGACCCUCAGAGGGGCAACACCUCAAAACGGGAACUCGGGUGAGGUUGGUGUGUUUGGCCAUCGGGGGCAACCCAGACCCCUCCCUCACCUGGUUCAAGGACUCAAGGACGGUGACGGAGCCCCGACAGGCCCAGGAGUCACCUCGGCGAGUGCAACUGGGAGGCCUGGAGAAGUCAGGGAGCACCUUCUCCCGCGAGCUGGUAUUGAUCACGGCCCCUUCGGACAAUCAAGCCAAGUUCUCUUGCAAGGCUGGUCAGCUCAGUGCAUCCACGCAGCUUGUGGUGCAAUUUCCCCCAACCAACCUGACCAUCUUGGCCAACACCUCGGCUCUGCGCCCAGGGGAUGCAGUAAAUUUAACUUGUGUCAGCAUUAGCAGUAACCCUCCGGUCAACUUGUCUUGGGACAAAGAAGGGGAAAGGCUGGAGGAUGUGGCUGCACCUCCCCAGAGCGCCCCGUUUAAAGGCUCUGCUGCAUCCAGGAGCGUUUUCCUUAGGGUGUCGUCCCGAGAUCACGGCCAUCGUGUGACCUGCAGUGCCCACAGUGCUGAGCUCCGGGAAACCGUGAGCUCCUUCUACCGCCUCAAUGUGCUGUACCCUCCAGAGUUCCUGGGAGAGCAAGUGCUGGUGGUGACCGCGGUGGAGCAGGGCGAGGCGCUGCUGCCCGUGCUGGUGUCCGCCAACCCCGUCCCCGAGGCCUUCAACUGGACCUUCCGGGGCUAUCGCCUCAGCCCAGCGGGCGGCCCCCGGCACCGCAUCCUGGCUGGCGGGGCUCUGCAGCUGUGGAACGUGACCCGCUCAGACGGCGGCCUCUACCAGCUGCACUGCCAGAACUCGGAGGGCACCGCGGAAGCGCUGCUGCGGCUGGACGUGCACUAUGCUCCCACCAUCCGUGCUCUCCAAGACCCCACCGAGGUGAAUGUCGGGGGUACUGUGGACAUAGUCUGCACGGUGGAUGCCAAUCCCGUCCUCCCGGAGAUGUUCAGCUGGGAGAAGCUGGGGGAAGAGGAGGAGGAGGACACGAGCCUGGAUGAUAUGGAGAAGAUAUCAAAAGGAUCCACAGGGCGUCUGAGGAUCCACCAUGCCAAACUGGGCCAGGCUGGCACUUACCAGUGCAUUGUGGACAACGGGGUGGUCCCUCCAGCGCGUGGGGUAGUCCGUCUGGUUGUCCGAUUUGCCCCCCAGGUGGAGCACCCCACUCCUCUAUCUAAGGUGGCCGCAGCCGGAGAUAGUAGCAGCUCUGCCACCCUGCACUGCCGUGCCCGAGGAGUCCCCAACGUCAUCUUCACUUGGGCUAAAAAUGGCGUCCCACUUGAUCUCCAGGAUCCCAGAUACACGGAACACACGUACCACCAGGGGAGCAUUCACAGCAGUCUCCUGACCAUCGCCAAUGUGUCUGCUGCCCAGGACUAUGCCCUUUUCACAUGCACAGCAACCAACCCCCUUGGCUCAGACCACACCAACAUUCAACUCGUCAGCAUUGGCCGCCCUGACCCCCCUCUGGGACUGAAGGUGGUGAGCAUCACCCCCCACUCAGUGGGGCUAGAAUGGAAGCCUGGCUUUGAUGGGGGAUUGCCACAGAGGUUCCGAAUCAGAUACGAGGCCCUGGAGACUCCAGGGUUUCUCUACAUGGAUGUUCUGCCACCCCAGGCCACCUCCUUUACACUGACUGGACUACAGCCUUCUACGCGAUACAGGGUCUGGCUGUUGGCCAGCAACGCCCUGGGCGACAGUGGGUUUGCAGACAAGGGCAUCCAGCUGUCUGUCACUACCCCAGGCCUAGACCAGCCUUUUGGAGAGCCUGACCUCCAGCUGCCCACAGAGCCACCUGAAGGACCACCGGAACUUCCCCUGCUGCCCGUGCUGUUUGCAGUUGGGGGUCUUCUGCUACUUUCUAAUGCCUCUUGUAUCGGAGGGUUCCUCUGGAGGCGGAGGCGGAGACAUCUGGCAGAGGGCAUCUCUGAGAAGACAGAAACAGGGUCGGAGGAGGACCGAGUCAGGAAUGAAUACGACAGCCAGGGGUCUGGAGAUCGUGACACUCAGAGUUCUAUGGUCAGCACCAUGCAAAUAGAGCCAUACUACCACCCCAUGAGAGACCUCGGCCCCCGGCUCCCCCCCACGCUGGAGGAGGCGUCAUACCUCCCAGGUGUUGAAGACGAGGACAUGGUCUUUUCUGAGCACCUAUAUGACGAUGUGGGGAGAGCUUAUGACCCACCAGGGACCUGGGCACCCCUCUACGAUGAAGUCCACAUGGGCCCUUAUGACCUCCGGUGGCCUGAAGACCCACAGGGCAUCUAUGACCAGGUGGCAGAAGAUGUGGGCACUGUGGAGUCAGAUUCUCUGCCCUUUGAGCUCAGGGGACAUCUGGUGUGAUGGUUGGUCCCAUGGCUGCUCAACUGCGUUUGUGAAGUUAGUUCCACAAAAAAAAAAAAGGGACAGACUUUUUUUUAUUUUUUAAGAAAGGACAUGGGCAGGCAGGGUUGACUUGCAGACAGUGCACAGCCAAAACCAAACCCUCAGUUCAUUUUGAGUUCAACAAGUAUAUCUGAAAUUGCAAGCAAUAAUACAUGGAUUUUACAAAC